UCAAGCUGAGGGUUCAUUGGAUUCCUAUGUCCUGCUUGCAUGUGCUCUUGGACACUUGGGGGAUGACUGGGUGGUCAAAAUUCCUGCGCCGCUGCCAUUGGCUUUGAGUCUUUUGUAGAUCAUGGCCGCUCUCCGACUGGGGCUUAGAGGGCUUCGGCCACGCCUUGGCCUUCGCUUCAUGUCGCUGGGCCCGGAUAUGCCCAAAGCGGAGGCCGCAGGCUCCGGACUGCCACGUUGGCCCGCGGGCUGGCACGACAUGCUGCAAUACCACUUCUUCUUCGAGGACAUGUUUGUGCAGGCGCGGGUCUUCUUGACGCCCAGCUUAGAGGAGCACUCCCUCUGGAUUUUUGACCAUGCCACGCAGAAGGUCGUGGAGCUAGAGAACAGCAAGGAGCGGCUGCAGCAGUCCGAGGGGGAGCACCUGUCGGUGCAGGGCCCCAGGCUUCAGAUUUCCGAUGGCCCGGGGGGCGGCAAGCUGGCGCUCGGCAAGGACAUGGCCAUCGAGUUCAAGAAUCGGCACGUCUACUCCUGGCUGCCGGCGGGCAUGAGGGAUGAGCUGGUGAUCCAUCGGCCGGACUUGGAGCUCAGCAUGACGUAUGAUGGUCGUACUCGUGUCGGCCGCGGAUACUCGAAGCGGUACUUCGGGCAUUACGGGCCCCACUGGGGCUACCGCUUCAUCCAGAGCAGCUGGCUGGGCAGCGAUAAGUUUCUCUGGACGGCCGAUGCUACCUUCCGCCUGGGAGACGGAGAGGCCAAGUACAACUACUUCAAGCUGCUGGACGGCGCCAGCGGUGAGCUCACCCAGGCAGAUAGCCGUGACACCUACCAGCAGGAUUGCGAGGGCUUCGCCACGAUCAAUGGCACCAAGUACGUCGCCCGUGUCACGCCGCUGGGGGAGUGGCUGCAUGACUAUAAGGGCGGCGACACCAACAGUCGCAUGCAGCUCAGGUACUGCAAGCUCCACCUCUCUUGCGGUGGGGAGACAUUCGAAGGCUAUGCGCUGAACGAGCGCUGCUUCGGCGUGCUGUGAUCCGUUUCUGUGCCCUGAAAGGGCCAUUCGAGACGUCCAAAUGCGAGGCGUGACUUUUGAGGGGCAUCUUUCUGGAGGUUGGUUCCCCAUUGUUUCGUUC
This is a messenger RNA of Effrenium voratum, 1130 nucleotides long. The record is from the annotation of a GenBank genome assembly. NCBI's taxonomy places the organism in Eukaryota, Dinophyceae, Suessiales, Symbiodiniaceae.